This is a messenger RNA of Tinamus guttatus (white-throated tinamou), 1343 nucleotides long. Lineage: Eukaryota; Metazoa; Chordata; Aves; Tinamiformes; Tinamidae. The record is from RefSeq and is a predicted model, not a curated record.
AUGGGGCUUCUGUUCUCUUCCAUAAAAUUUUGCCUUCUCUUCUCUUAUAGUGCAAUCAUGGAACACAAAGAGCUAUUGAAAGUUCCCUGGGAUUGGCAAAUAGGGUUGCUGUAUGUUGGCUUUAGUGCCUGUAUGUUUGGGCUCUACAGCUUCAUGCCAGUGGUCAUAAAGAAAACCAGUGCCACUGCUGUCAACCUCUCCCUACUCACAGCUGAUCUGUACAGCCUCUUCUGUGGAUUAUUCCUCUUCCACUACAAGUUUUCAGGACUUUACUUGUUGUCAUUCUUCACUAUCCUUGUUGGGCUGGUGCUCUACUCCUCCACUUCCACCUACGUAGCCCAGGAUCCUCGGGUGUACAAGCAGUUUCGAAAUCCUUCAGGACCUGUUGUGGACCUGCCAGCCUCCGGCCAGCUGGAGCCUUCAGUAACAUACACCAGCCUCGGGCAGGAGACAGAAGAGGAGCCUCACGUUAGAGUUGCUUAAACCCCAGGCUGUUGGUCACCUACUGAUGAUUUAGUGGAGCUCGUAUAUCCAUUAUCUCUGUAUUGUACAUAGAGAAAGGUAUUUACCAGGUGCAGUUACACUGGUGAGCUGCAAGGUAGCAAAUAAGGAAAGCUCAUAAUUAAUUGUUCCAGGGUGUUCAUUGCAAGGAGAUGCCAGUCCCACAUUUAUGGCAUUAACAGCAUGUUUGCAACACAAACUGCUGUACAUGGAUCACUAAAUGCCAAACUACCUGCAAAAGAUACUCGAAAUAAAGGCUGAAUUUGCAAGAAGGAAAGAUCAUAAAGGGUGUUUUUGCACCUAUUGAGCGAUAUUACGCCUAAACCACACAAUUUGUGGAAAAACAACUUGUUUAGUGUAAAUAUAAUUGUGCAGUCACUGUUGAUUUCUCUGUAAGAUUUGUUUGGUUUGCACAAAAUAGGUGGUUACUCAUGGUAAAAACACCCUGACACAUUUUUGCUAGCACCUUGUAUUUGAUUAGGAAAAGAUAAUUAGUUCAUCUGUGCUAUCUCUCUAGUUGCCCCUUCUAGGUAAUCUGUUCCAUGAAUCCAGAGGAGGGACAACUUACAAUAUCCGUCUCUAUUCUAGGAAUAGGUAUAAGGCGAGCAUUUUAGUCUUUCUAUAUUUGCAGAAAUGAAGUACUCCAGCAUUGACCUUUCUGUGUUCCAUGACAGAUUUCCUAGAGGCUGAGGUUCUGCGUCAGGUGACAGGGAGUUAGUUUCUCUGUAAUCAUGACUAAUACAGAUUUCUUACUUUUUAAAUUUUAAUCUGUAAAAAGAAAAAAAAAAUGCUUUUUCUAGUUUCCUAUCUAUUGUACCUCUCCAUGGUAAGCUGACAUGGCA